AUGAGUGUUUCUGAAAUCCCAACGCAGCCUAUAGAGGUCAGCGAGGCUUCUGAGAGUAUGAUCAUCGAUCCGGUUCCAGAGGCAGGAGCGGACACGACCCCAAUGGCUGAAUCUACUUCAGCAACGAACAAGAGUAAACCUCCACCUUUCAAGAAGCGGAAAGGAGUCCAUGAUGAAGAACCUAAAGAACCUUUGUCAGAAGUGAUGUUGAGAAGAUUAACGAGGAUUAAAGAAGGUGACACUGUCAUGUUGAGAUUACCCAGUGAUGCUAUCAAAGUAAUAACGAUCGAAAAGAAUGGGCUAAUACAAAUAGGAAAGUACGGAUCGUUCCCUUCUACUCAAUUACUAGGUCUACAUUAUGAUAUAACGUAUGAAAUCAUAUCUGGAUCCUCUUCCUCAAAUGCAAACUCACCGUUACCUGAAACUGAAACUGAAGAAACACAAGAAGCAUCAGGAUCAGGAUCAGGUGGGAAAGGCAUCAAGAAUAAUAGUAAAAAAGGAAAAGGGAAAGAAAAUGAUCAAAAAACAAAUCCAGGUUGGAAAAAUGUUUUGAGACCUUUGAAAAGACAAAGUGUAGUAGAUGCUGUUGUAGACGACAUAACGGAGACCAACGAACAUAUACAUGAUUUACCCGAAAUGCAGAAAAACACUCUAUCUCACGAAGAGAUUAGUGCAUUUAGAUCGCAGGGCUUGACGGCGGAGGAAAUCAUAAAGAAACAGGAAGAAGCGCACGAGAAAUUCAAGCUGAAAACAGAAUUCAGUAAGGAGAAAUGGAGGCGGAGGAAAGAGAAGAAAUUUUCCCAAACUGUUCAUCCGUUAUCACCUUCACUCCCAAACAUCCUAGCACACUACUCUGAAAGAGCUCCAGCAUCGAUUAUGCAUCUUCGUACCGACACUUUAUCUCAACUUCUGAAUAUGGCAAAUGUCAGACCUGGUGGGAGGUAUCUCGUAGUCGAUGAUACAGGCGGAUUGGUCACUGCUGCUGUUUUAGAAAGGAUGGGUGCACAAGGUAGAAUAAUGUUAUUCACAGAUAGUGAUUCCCCCCCUGCAUGGGGUGUAUUGCAGACUAUGAAUAUCAGCGAAAGGGAAUUGGAAUGUGUUAAAUGGCUAAAUUGGAUGGAAGCUCAAGAGGAUUAUGAAAGGCCCCCACCGCCUCCCGAAGAUGACGAUGCGAAACCUAGUAAAGUAGCUCAAAGAUUACGGAAACAUAAUGCUCAAGUGGCGGAAUUGAAUGCCACUCGAAAUGAGUUACACCUUGGUCAAUGGGAUGGAUUGGUUUUAUCCACUUCAUUAUCACCUAUAUCGGUCGUAUCAUUCUUAACCCAAUAUUUGAUAGGUUCAUCACCUAUAGUAGUUUAUUCACCACAUCUACAAGUCUUAGCAGAACUCUUAAAUUGGUCUAAGAAAGACCCACAUUAUUUACAUGAUACAUUAUCUGAAUCGUGGGAAAGGACAUAUCAAGUUUUACCUGGUAGAACACAUCCCAUGAUGAAUACAAGUGCUAGCGGUGGAUAUAUCUGGUCCGCGAUAAGAGUACAUCAAUCGAAAUUCCAACCUGAGUCUCAUCAAAGGUUCAAACGUCGUAGAACAGGAAAAGCAGUAGGAAAAGAGACUCCAACUGGUCCGGAGCCGGAAACGGUCGAAGAAGAAGAAGGAGUAGAAGAGGAAAUCGAAAUCGCAUUAGAAGGAAAAGUAGGAGAAGCGAACGAAAACACCGAAGAAGCUCUAAACGAUGCUUGA
Kwoniella shivajii is the source of this 1740-nucleotide messenger RNA. RefSeq lists its product as uncharacterized. Lineage: Eukaryota; Fungi; Basidiomycota; Tremellomycetes; Tremellales; Cryptococcaceae. The coding region runs from base 1 to 1740 and encodes 579 amino acids. Gene Ontology annotation, biological process: tRNA methylation. Gene Ontology annotation, cellular component: tRNA (m1A) methyltransferase complex; nucleus. The transcript has 7 exons. The record is from RefSeq and is a predicted model, not a curated record.